Molecule: messenger RNA, 1625 nt
Organism: Jaminaea rosea
Lineage: Eukaryota; Fungi; Basidiomycota; Exobasidiomycetes; Microstromatales
Exons: 2
Coding region: 335-1501 (388 amino acids)
Source: RefSeq, a predicted model, not a curated record
CAGAGCUGCCACUCACCCCCUUUGCAGCCACUCGAGCAGAGUACGGCUCCUUGAAGCCUGUCGCGCAGCAACUCUUGGAUGGGACGAUCCCAUUCAUCAGCAUUCCCACCCUCAAGCUAGGCAAGAGCGAUGGCACCGACAAGACCAGAAAGAAGGUCGAGUUGAGGGUCGUGCGCGCUGCCAAGGCAGGAGAGGCGAUGAGGAAGGAGUGCUCAAAGCGUUUGGGCUGGGGCAACAAGCUACAUCCGAAUCUACAAGUUCCCCAGACGUUCGGCCAGCUGCAUGGCAGAGUCGCUUGGGAGAGAGCCGGAUUAGGGAGGCAGCGGCGGCAGGCAUGGCUGGCAUCACGCCCAUCGGCUCGGAGCUGCUCGCGGCUUUGCAGCGGGAUGACCUGGCGAGCACAAUCCUUCGAGGCGACUAUUGGGCCUCAAGGCAAGCUCGCUCCAUCAACGCUCGCGCUGCAAGGCAAGGAGGUCAGCAGCGGUGGUUGACGGCCGGCACGGUCUACCUGCGCGUCGAUCUUGCGCGUCAUCUGCUCACCAGCAUCUACGUGGGCAGGACGGGGCACGCAUUCUACCACUUCAUUGAGCAUUGGACCAACAUCCUCCUUGCUCAAGACGGGAAGUGGGCAUAUCAGACGGCCCGCACAGCAGACACGGUCCUGACCUUCAGCAUCUUUGAGGACCAAUCUGCAAGUCGACAUCAACGCCCGGCCUGGAUCAACCGAGCCGUCGUUGAUGGGCUCUGGACUCUCCUCCUGGCAUCAUACACCGCCAGCGACACCUACAACCCGCUGCGCGCCUCAGACGGUCUCCCACGCCUCGGCUGGGUCACCGGCUCAAAUGCCACGCCCUGCUUCGAGGCGCCCGAGGCGGCGUCGAAGCUGACCGACCUCGAGCGUGUGGGUGGUAGAAUGGAGACCUACCACUCUCUGCUCCUCAGGGCACUUAUUCUCGGACAAGGCCUUCAGCACGCAGCGGCUCUUGCUCGAUUCCACGCGGCUCAAGAGGUGCACGAUGCCGUCGUCUUGACUCCCCUUCGCGCUGGCCGCUUGCCCUACAACCGACGAAAAGGGCACAACCCAACGGGCAUCUUUAUGGGAGGCUACAUCUCGGGCGAGGACCUCGACAUCCUGGACCAAGAAGCAAAGUCUGGCCGAUGGUUCUUCGAGCUGCGUGAGGGUAAAGUCUCCUCGCUCUACAACCUCUCCCUCCCCGAUCGCGCUCUCUUUGCCGGCUUGGCCCUCGUGGCAUACUCUGCGUGCCCCGAAGAGGACGGCUACGGAGAGGUGGUCCUCACGUGGGACGCAGCACCAAUGGGGAUCUGCCUGCGCCGUUUCUGGGAUGGGCUGCUGGGCAUGUUGCCUCCGGCAAGCAUAGAGAGGAGACGCCAAGCUCACCGGGCUGUAGUGGAUGGCAUCAUCGCCCAGCGCCACCCUCGCCACAAUGAACUUUCGCUGAGGGCAAGACUCGGGUGGGACGGCCUCGGAAUCUUGACGUAGACGGCAAUCUGCUUUCCGGCGAUGCCCUCGUGCCGACCAUCCCACGGCAAGGAGCAAAGGAGCAGCAACUUCUGGAGGACCUUCGCCGACACUGCAACCUGGCGGCAGGUGCCAGAGGCCGACG